Molecule: messenger RNA, 3237 nt
Organism: Drosophila ficusphila
Lineage: Eukaryota; Metazoa; Arthropoda; Insecta; Diptera; Drosophilidae
Gene: Hex-A
Product: hexokinase type 2
Exons: 1
Coding region: 258-1862 (534 amino acids)
Biological process (GO): glucose 6-phosphate metabolic process; glycolytic process; intracellular glucose homeostasis
Cellular component (GO): mitochondrion; cytosol
Molecular function (GO): mannokinase activity; fructokinase activity; ATP binding
Source: RefSeq, a predicted model, not a curated record
AUUUAAUUUCGUAAAAAACGUUUCGAGCGGCGGACGCGUGUAGCGGACGAAAAUAACACACGGAGAGCGAGAGAUCGUCAGCAGCAGCAGCACAAGAAACUCAAAGACUCAGGCACUCAUUUCCUAGAGCCAAAGCAAAAAGUUCGCUGAAAACCGCUGAAAUUUGGCAAAAACCCCGCGAGUGUGCAUUUUACAAGAUUUGUUACUUUUUUUUUUGCCGUGUGAGUGUGAGCGAAAGAGGUAAAAGGAAAAACAGAAUGGAUCGGGAGCUGAACGGCGCGAUGAGGAGCGUGUCCAUAAAUAGCGCCCAACUGAAUGGUCACAAUAACGGCGGGCUAGAUGAAACGGACCGCGUGGGCGUGGCACGAGGAGGCGGGGAGGCGGUAUUGAGUGCGACAACAACGAAUACGACAAAAGCUACAAAUGCAUCGGCGACAGCGACAAAUGCAUCGGCAACAACAUAUUCAACUCACAGCCCGCAGCAAAUUGCACUCUUAUCCGCUGCAGAGAAAAAGAAGAUGGUGCACGAGUUAUGUCAGCAGCUGCUUUUAACGGACGAACAGGUGCAGGAGCUGUGCUACCGCAUCCUGCACGAACUGCGACGCGGAUUGGCCAAGGACACGCAUCCGAAGGCCAAUGUCAAGUGCUUUGUAACGUACGUCCAGGAUCUACCGAAUGGCAAUGAGCGUGGCAAGUUCCUGGCCUUGGAUCUGGGUGGCACCAAUUUCCGGGUGCUGCUCAUCCACUUGCAGGAGAACAACGAUUUCCAGAUGGAGUCCCGCAUCUACGCCAUACCGCAGCACAUAAUGAUUGGCUCGGGAACGCAGCUCUUCGAUCAUAUUGCCGAGUGUCUGUCGAACUUUAUGUCCGAGCACAAUGUGUACAAGGAGCGACUCCCUCUGGGUUUCACCUUCUCGUUCCCCCUCCGUCAGCUGGGUUUGACCAAGGGUCUGCUGGAAACCUGGACCAAGGGCUUCAACUGCGCGGGUGUCGUCAACGAGGAUGUUGUCCAGCUGCUGAAGGACGCGAUUGCCCGACGCGGCGAUGUCCAAAUCGAUGUGUGUGCCAUCCUAAACGACACCACCGGCACUCUGAUGAGCUGCGCCUGGAAGAAUCACAACUGCAAGAUCGGUCUGAUUGUCGGCACCGGAGCGAACGCCUGCUACAUGGAGCGUGUCGAGGAGGCAGAACUCUUUACCGCCGAGGAUCCGCGAAAGAAGCACGUCCUGAUCAACACAGAGUGGGGCGCCUUUGGCGACAACGGUGCCCUGGACUUUGUGCGCACCGAAUUCGAUCGGGACAUCGAUGUGCACAGCAUCAAUCCGGGCAAGCAGACGUUCGAGAAGAUGAUAUCGGGCAUGUACAUGGGCGAACUGGUGCGCCUCGUUCUGGUCAAGAUGACCCAGGCAGGCAUCCUCUUCAACGGACAGGACUCGGAGGUGCUCAACACCCGGGGGCUGUUCUUCACCAAAUACGUGAGCGAAAUCGAGGCGGACGAGCCCGGUAACUUCACCAACUGCCGACUAGUGCUGGAGGAACUCGGCCUGACCAAUGCCACCGAUGGCGACUGCGCCAACGUGCGCUACAUCUGCGAGUGUGUCUCGAAGCGUGCUGCCCAUUUGGUGUCCGCCGGCAUUGCCACGCUGAUCAACAAAAUGGACGAGCCAACGGUGACGGUGGGCGUCGAUGGCAGUGUGUACCGUUUCCAUCCCAAGUUCCAUAAUCUGAUGGUUGAGAAGAUCUCGCAGCUGAUCAAGCCGGGCAUCACCUUCGACCUGAUGUUAUCCGAGGACGGUUCGGGUCGUGGAGCGGCCUUGGUGGCCGCCGUCGCCUGUCGCGAGGACCUCAUCAAAAGCAAGUAGGCGUGGCAUGGAUCUGGAUGAGGAGGAUCAGGAGGAUGAGGAGCAGGAGGUACCAGGAGCCAGGAACCAGGAGGCGAAGCCCCUGGAGCAGCUGAAGCAGUCCUAUGAGAGCAACACACACACACAGAACAGCAGAGAAAAACACACCUAGUAAACGGCCACGGUGGCGUAUGCGUAAUUACAGUAGAGCCUCGCCAACUCACAAAGGUCCUAUGCGAAGUUAAAAAAAUAGAGCGCUGCCACGAUAAAAAAAGAAUCAAAAAGCCACCCAGACAAAAAAAUACAUAUGCAUAGGGCAUUUGUGAGUUGGCGCCGCUUGGCUUUAGUAUUUUAAUUAGGCAAAAAAACAAAACCAGGUUUUUAACACGAAACGUAACAGAAAACCCCCACUAAGAGACAGAAGAUUUGUGGCAUUCUAUCUCUUUCUCUCCUAGUUAAACAUUAAAACAAAAACACUAUGCUUAAUGAUUACGGAUCGAUUUUCGAUUUUUGUUGAAGAUUUGUUAUGCUAUUAUAUAUAUAUAUAUUUUACAAAAAAAAAACAUAAUAUACACACACAAAAAACAUAAUGUAUAUGUUUGCGUAUAUAUGUAUAGUACAAUUUGUGAACCGAAUUUCUUUUCGAUUUCGAUUGAGACAAAAAAUUUUUUUGGCAAUUCCCCCGCCCCUAUGAAACGGAGAUACUUAAGAGCAAGCGAGAGGAGAAACUGUUAUACUACUGUGCUACAAGCAUUCUAGCAUAUCCUGCAGGACAACGGAAAGAGAAACUGUAAAACCGCACAUUGUUAAAGCGAAAGCGAAAAAACAACAAAAACAAGCCGCUAAAGAAUAGACAGAAAAUGAGAGAGAGAGAGAAAGAGAGAGAGGAAUACUAGGUAAAGCUAUGGUGUCCUUUCUGUAAUUGUAAAUGUUUAUAUAGAACCUAUUACGAAGCGUUAUAUGAUAAUACUGCAUACAUAUAUAUUUACAUAUAUAUAUAUAUAAAUAUGAUAUAUUUAGCCACUAUAUUACUGAUUUUUUUUUUGUAAUGUAUUGCUUGUCUUUGUUUAGUGAAUUUGUUUGUUGUUAACACUUAAGCAGUUAAAAACUAAACAAAAAAACAGUUUUUUUCUUUUGAUAUAGAAACGCACUUUGUGAACUAUUAUUUAUGUAAUUGUACAUUUGACCUAGUUUAGUGUUUAGUUCUUAUCUUAGUUUCUAAAUGUCGUCGAAGAAGCCCGCAAUACAACCAAUAUAUCCCCACCCCCAAAAAAACCCGACCCACAGAGCCCUUAAUUAUAUUUAAUUAUUGUUUACGAACAACAACAACAACGGAGAAAAUGCGAGAAGCAAAUAAGCGAAGUGAAAAGCAAAUAAAAUUUGUUCUUAAUUCAUA